AUGGGCGCUGAGGCGGGCGGGCCGCGGGGCACCGCGCCGGGCCAGCAGCUCCGCGCCCUGUUCUACGCGCUGGCGCCCGGAGAGAGCUCCUUCCGAACGGUGGAGGAGGUGCCCGACUACGUGGAGAAGAGUAUUCCAUUCUUCAUUACUUUCAUUGGACUGGAGUUUGCGGUCAGCUGGAUUCAGAAGCGUAAGCUGCCGGGUCGGAUCAAUGAUGGGAUAAGUUCUCUUUCCUUGGGUAUCCUGUCCCGACUACCAGAUGUUUUAUUCAGAAGUAUUGAGUUAAUUAGUUACAUAUACGUGUGGAAUAACUACAGACUCUUUGAACUGCCCUGGGACUCUCCAUGGACAUGGUAUCUGACACUUCUGGGAGUGGACUUUGCGUACUACUGCUUUCAUCGCAUGAGCCAUGAGGUUAAUAUACUGUGGGCUGCACACCAAGUACACCAUAGUUCAGAAGAUUACAACUUAUUCACAGCCUUGAGACAAUCUGUACUGCAGAAAUACACCUCCUGGAUGUUCAACUUGCCCAUGGCUCUUUUCAUUCCCCCUUCGGUGUUUGCUGUUCAUUUACAGUUUAAUCUGCUUUACCAGUUUUGGAUACAUACAGAGCUUAUCACCAAGCUUGGGCCUCUGGAAUGGAUACUUAAUACUCCCAGUCAUCACAGAGUUCAUCAUGGUAGAAAUCCUUACUGCAUUGACAAAAAUUAUGGUGGCACGCUCAUUAUCUGGGACAGGAUAUUUGGAACAUUUGAGGCCGAAGAUGCGAAAGUUGUAUAUGGCUUAACACAUCCAGUAAAUUCAUUUGACCCCAUCAUGCUCCAGUUACGUCCCUUGGCUCAUAUUUGGAACACGUUUUGGGCCACACCUGGAUUCUGCAAUAAGCUUUCUGUCAUAUUCAAAGGGCCAGGCUGGGGACCAGGCAAACCUAGACUUGGCCUUCCUGAGGAAAUCCCAGUGAUCACUGGAAAGGAAGUUCCCUUCAACCCACACGUACCAGCUUAUCUUAAUUGCUAUGCACUUGUACAUUUUGCUGCAAUAUUGGACUUGUACAUCGAACUUCUUGCUUCUAUGACUAUGUUGUCACAGGGAGCAGUUCUCUUGAGAAUUGGCUUUAUCAUUCUGUCCCUGGCAUCUUUUGGACUACUUAUGGAGAACAAGUCCAAAGCAGGAAUUUUGGAAAUCAUCCGCUGUUUAGUCUUCAUAGUUGCUUACGAACUUGACUACUUUAGGAGUCAUUUUUCCUUCUUGGGCUAUGCAUAUGAGUUGCCAGUAUACAAAAAGGAUUGUAUUAGACUUGCUGGACCAGAUGAGCUCAACUGGACUCAAGAGAGGAGAGGCUGUUCUUGGAGGCUUCUCAGGUCUUGUUUUCCCUCUCUGCUGCGUUCUGGGGAAUCCAAAUUAUGAAGCGGAUCACUUCAUUCAAAGAUAAACACCACUGAAAGAGCAGAUCUAACAUCACCCUAAAUGUGGAAACAGCACUUCAGAAUAACCUUCUAAGUUCCUUGGAAUUAAUCAACCAUGAAUCAUGCUGUAUUGCAAUUAGUUCACUUAUGAUAUGAGAGAUUUGUGAUUUUCUAUGAAGGAUUGAAUGAUUCCUAAGGGAGUAUAAUAAUUCUAUUUGAUUUUUUAAAGAAAUAUUUAAUUUCUUCACAUUUUAAAUAAAAUAUUCAUGCACAGCAUAGAUUUUUGCAUUCGUAGGAUUACAAAUUCUUCAAAACCAUGUAAAACUAUUUUAAUUUUUGCAGUGAUUUUGUUAGUAAUAAUAUGUGAAAAGUGUUUUUCACAAGAGGAAUAAUUAAAAUCAUAUCUGAUGUAACCUGGUAUAAA
This is a messenger RNA of Melospiza georgiana, 1830 nucleotides long. RefSeq names its product alkylglycerol monooxygenase (gene AGMO). Lineage: Eukaryota; Metazoa; Chordata; Aves; Passeriformes; Passerellidae. The transcript is spliced from 14 exons. The record is from RefSeq and is a predicted model, not a curated record. Gene Ontology annotation, cellular component: endoplasmic reticulum. Gene Ontology annotation, molecular function: iron ion binding; oxidoreductase activity. Gene Ontology annotation, biological process: lipid biosynthetic process. Bases 1 to 1407 code for a protein of 468 amino acids.